AUGUUGAAAUUACUGAUUUUUUUGGUUUACGCUCUGGAAGCUUUUCGCCCUGUUUUUCGGGAGGGAGAAUGCCCUGAUGAGGAUUUAGCAGUGCUGUGUGACAGCUACUGCUAUCUAGACUACAUCGAAUGCAAGGAUACAUGUGAGAGCGCGGGUUGCGAGAGGGAAUGUUUAAGCUCGUACACGGAUUGCUAUCGAGCUUGUCCCUGCUUCGAGCUUUGUAAAAACGGCUGCGUUGAUUGUCCUCACAGUGUCUGUACAUGCCGAUCGCCGGAAAUCAACAAUGUCGACUACCAGCAAUGCAUAAAGGAAGUCAAUCAAGAUUUCAAUUCGUGCUUUCGUAAUUGUACCGCCGAUGAAACCUGCUACAACGGAUGCACUCAGCUUCUUGUUGAAGAUUCUAGAAAAUGUCCUUGUAACAGUGGCUGUCCCCUUGGUUGCCCUUGCGAAAGUGGAUACACCUGCCAAAAAUAUAUCACUGCAAUGUGUCAGAGCAGUUCAAGUGGAUUUGUUGAUUUCAGUUACAUGAUGUCCGCUGAUGGUCAUAUACAGGCUUGUUUUGAAAUCCUCUUUUUUUUCAUUUCUCAGCUUCUUUCAAAACUUUAUCAAGGAAAACCGUUUUUACUCGUCCCCAUCAACAAGUACGCAGUUUCUUUAUAA
Messenger RNA from Oikopleura dioica, 660 nucleotides. The record is from the annotation of a GenBank genome assembly. Lineage: Eukaryota; Metazoa; Chordata; Appendicularia; Copelata; Oikopleuridae.